AUGUCUGAAUCCGGCGCACACAUCCUGAUCUUCCCUUAUCCUGCGCAGGGGCACAUGAUACCCCUCCUCGAUUUCACCCACCACCUAGCCACCGCCGGUCUCACCCUAACCAUUCUUGUCACCCCUAAAAACCUUCAUCUCCUCCACCCUCUUCUCUCCAAACACCCCUCCAUCAACACCCUCGUUCUCCCUUUUCCGCCGCACCCCUCCAUUCCCACCGGCGUUGAGAACUCCGUCGAUCUCCCCGCCGGUGGUUUUCGGUCAAUGAUGCACGCGUUGGGUCAACUCAAAAGUCCUAUACUCAAUUGGUUCGAGAGCCACCCUUCGCCACCGGUAGCCAUCAUUUCCGACAUGUUCUUGGGAUGGACCCACAAUCUUGCCGUUGAGCUUGGAAUUCGGAGGUAUGUUUUUUACCCCUCCGGUGCCUUGGCUAUUUCUGUAAUUUUAUCCCUGUGGUGUGAUAUGCCAAAAAGACAAAAGUCGGAGGACGAAAAUGAAAUGAUAAAAUUUACCAAGAUACCGAAUUGUCCGGUUUACCCGUGGUGGCAGCUUUCUCCUAUAUAUCGUAGCUAUGUCGAGGGAGACCCAGUUAUGGAAUUUAUCAAAGAUGGGUUUCGUGCGGACGUGGUGAGUUAUGGGCUUGUGAUCAAUACAUUUAGUGGGCUAGAAAGGGUUUACUUGGAUUAUUUGUGUAAAGAGUUGGGCCAUGAUAGAGUGUGGUCCAUUGGACCGGUGUUGCCUCUGGAUGAUGUUUGGCCGGUGGAGCGAGGCGGGCCGAGUGAGGUUUUAUCUAGUGUAAUAUGCUCGUGGCUCGACACGUGUCAAGAUCAAACUGUAGUUUUUGUAUGUUUUGGGAGCCAAGCAGUGCUAACAAACAAGCAAAUGAAGGAACUAACCUUGGGCUUGGAGAAAAGUGGGGUGAAAUUCAUCCUGUGUGUUAAGGGCAAGACGAAAGGACACGUGGACGACGAAGAUUAUGGUGAUAUCCCACCCGGGUUCGAGGAUCGUGUGGCCGGGCGAGGCCUCGUGAUCAAAGGAUGGGCUCCACAAGUGUUGAUACUUAGGCACAAAGCAAUAGGUGCAUUCUUGACACAUUGCGGUUGGAAUUCUACACUUGAGGGGAUUGUAGCUGGGGUGCCAAUGCUGGCAUGGCCAAUGGGAGCAGAUCAAUUUGCCAAUGCAACCUUAUUGGUUGAUGAACUUAAGGUUGCAAUAAGAAUAUGCGAAGGGGAUGAAACUGUACUUGAAUCAAAUGAUUUAGUGAAGUUUUUGGGUGAGGUUACAAGUGAGAAAUGGAUAGAGAAAAGGGCUAUUGCAAAAAAUUUAAGCAAGGUUGCAUUUGAGGCAAAUGGAAAGGAGGGAAGUUCGUUCAAGAAUUUGGAUGCAUUUGUAAGGCAUGUUUCUGAAUUAAGGUUUGGUGUGUAG
Molecule: messenger RNA, 1425 nt
Organism: Fraxinus pennsylvanica
Lineage: Eukaryota; Viridiplantae; Streptophyta; Magnoliopsida; Lamiales; Oleaceae
Source: the annotation of a GenBank genome assembly